Kalmanozyma brasiliensis GHG001 is the source of this 363-nucleotide messenger RNA. RefSeq names its product Rhamnose mutarotase. NCBI's taxonomy places the organism in Eukaryota, Fungi, Basidiomycota, Ustilaginomycetes, Ustilaginales. The transcript has a single exon. The record is from RefSeq and is a predicted model, not a curated record. Gene Ontology annotation, molecular function: racemase and epimerase activity, acting on carbohydrates and derivatives. Bases 1 to 363 code for a protein of 120 amino acids.
AUGGUGCGUCAAGAGGUCCUUCUCCUAGACAUCGCCUCCGACCCCACCCUCGUUGCGCAGUACAUCGACCACCAUGCGCCCGGCAACGUGCCUCGGCCCAUCCUCGAGUCCAUCCGCUACCCUGGCUCUGGCGUCCUCAACAUGCGCAUCUUCCAUUUCGCCGACCGGCUGGUCAUGAUAAUGGACGUGGAAGACGACUUUUCGUUCGACAAGAAGGCGGCUAGCGACGGCGGCAAUGCGGACGUCGAGAAGUGGGAGACGCUGAUGGAGCGAUUCCAACGCGAAAUCAAGGAUCCGGAAGGAAAGCAAACGGGCAAGUGGAAGAGGGCGGAAUUGUGUUUUGAUCUCAGUCAACACUUUUAA